AUGCUUCGAUCUCUCCAACUUUCUUUUCGGCAACUCAGAGGAAUCAAUUUGUCGAAUAGAUUACAUAAAUUAUGGGUGAAGUAUUUUACUUUGCAGACUCCAGCAACUAUUUCUACUUUGCAAAAGAAUCAUCCGUUAAAUGGACAUUAUUCAAACUUUAAUUUAAGUGAUAUCAAUAUGAAAGUAUUAUAUACACAAGCAGAUGCGAUAGAAAUGGACCCUGGCACAGCUCUUCCGCCAUUAUUAAACCUUGAUCAGCCAAUCUCACCACAUUAUUUUAAAUUUGCGCAAUAUUUUAUCACCGAGCAGAAAAAUAUCAAAGAUAAUCGCGUUAUAGUUUUUGAAGCAUCUGCACAUUUGAUGCGUGCAUUCAUCUGCUUUGUUUAUCAGACAAAAGAAAAAAUUGAAAUGCUCAAUCAAGGCAGAGAUAGUGCAUUCCUUCCUACUUCAUUCGUAAAUGAUUUUCCAUAUUUAAUACAAGUAUUGAUGUCAUUACCAUCCGAAUAUUUCUCAGACUUUUUAUAUAUUUGGGCACAAUAUCAACAAUAUUUAAUUCCGUUACUUCCAAAACUUGUUAAAUUAGAUAACAAACACUCAUUUACGAAAGCAUUAGCUGAAAUUUUCGAAAUUUUUAAUAACUACCUAUCAAAUACACCAGAAUACUUAACGGAAUCAGCAGAAUUGACAUCAUACGUUAUUGCUUAUUUUGAUGCAUCAUUCAAAUUCAAUCCCGAUUCUUCUUUUAUUCUUGAAACUUUCAAAUCUUUUUGCAAUACUUUUUCAAAGAAUCAAAACUUACGGAAUAUAUUUCCAAAAGAAAUACUCAAAAAAUACUUAGAGCUAAUUAUUGCUAUUUUCAACUCUAUUGGCAAGUCUGAUCCAAAAUCCGACCACCAGAAGCAUUUAAAUCUUGUCAAUACAAUGUUUCAAGUCAUUCAAGUUCUUACUCCUAUUCCAAACGACCUACUUCCCGCUACAACAGGCAAUUUUGGAAUUAUGACACCAAUAAUUGAAUUUUUGGAAUGGUGUUCACGCAUAGAACUACAAACAGACAUCAUUCCUAAACCAUGUCAACUAGAUCCCGUGUAUAAAACUAUGAAAUAUCCAUCAAAUCCAUUUACAUUUCGUGAAGAAAGUUUAAUUUCACCAAUUUUACCAAUUCCUAAAUAUGGAGAGAACGCAAUGUCAACAAUCCAGCCAUUAUAUCUUGAGAAGUCACCAAUAUUAAUAUCAAUUCUUCUCAAAGUUGCAACAAUUUGCGGAAAAUCAAAUAAAGCACUUUCUGAUUUCAUUUGUGGAAUUUCAAAGUUACUUGAAUCAACGACAUCACUUAAAAUGCAAUACAUUUCCACAGUUGUUCUCUUUAGUUGCACGAACGCGAGUUCUUUUACACAAAUCAUGGAUCAAACAGGUGCAUGGUCAUCAUUUAUCACAAAAACAUUAUUUAACAAGAACACAGUUCUGAAUGAUGAAUCACCUCACAUCAUGCAACUGAAAGGAAUGGUACAAUCAAUGAUAACACGUUGUUUUCUUGCUAAAGUUAAUGAUUUCACAAAACUUAUUUCAGCAAUUGUCAAUAUUUUGACAGCAGAUGAUCCACACAACUUCAACGACAUUAUCAUUUUCAUGAACAAGAUUGUUCAAGUCAAUCCACCAGUUUUCAUCAAAUCACUAUUGAAAACAGACUUAAUUAAUUGUUUGUUGAGUACAUACUUCCAAUACAGGGAACUUGCAGCACUUAAUUUAAACGACAAAAUCAUUCGUGAUUGUCGAUCACAGAUUGCUUCAUUCAUUUUCCAAAUCAUUGACAGUUACGAAGUGAAAGAAUACAUCUAUCGAAAUGACUCAUUGAUUGAAGAAUUAUUGAUUUUUAUUUUUGAGAAAGAGACAUAUGAUAAAGGUUUAUCUAUUUUGCUGUCAUGCUUAAGUACAUUCAAAACACAUCCAUUGAUGCGUCAAUUGAAUGUUAUGCUUCGAACAGGUUUACAACAACCAAUGAACUCUCGCUGGAAACAAUUAAUUUACGAUUGUUUCGAAAAACUCACUGAUGCAGUUCAUUACAACGACGAAAGUAUUGCUGCAUUCUUCCCAUCAUCAGGCUGUUUGAACACAUUUGGAUUGAUUCCAUCCAUUUAUGCAGACAAUGAAUCUAAAGUUGAUUCAUACAAAUUCGUUGUGAAAGUCUUGAAUUUGUUCAUUAUUUUAUUCAACAAAUCACAAACAUUUCAGAUCAAUUUCUCUAAUCCUAAUGCUAAAGUUCGUCAGAACAUGGAGAAAGCACUUAACUACAUCGACAUUGAUGAAACUGUUGUUAAUUGUUUAUUGAGUUUAACAACUAACUCAACCACUACACUGAAAACAGUUUCUAAAUUUGCAGAGUUGACAUGUGUUGAUGGUUUAGCUCUUUUAUACUUUGCCGUUGAUGGCACUGUUUAUCAUCAACCAAUCAUUGAUUUUCUUAGUGAAGUAACUGAGAAUUCAAUCUCAAAUAGAUACCAAUGUUUCCGUUCUAACAUCAUUCAAUCAUUUUUGACAUUGAUUCCACACAACAACAAUCCAACAACCAUGAAAUUAUUUUCACAGAUCGGUGCAAGCUAUUUCCGAAUGAACGAAGUCAGUUUAACCAUCCGAUUACUUAAAAAUGUUGAAGAAGAUUAUGUUUUAUCUCUUUUGAGUUCUAUGAACAAGAUGACUGAACUUUAUGACAAAAGUAUUCCACGUUCAUUCUUCCAUAUUGGUUUAGAAGAUCCAGUUUUCUCUAUUCCUCCAUUCCAGAUCCAGAAGAAGUUCACAUUUUCAUGUGAAAUCUUUUUAGAAGAUGAUUUCAACAAGAACAUCAAGCGGACAUCAUUUACAUUGCAUCUCACAUCUAAGAACGAACGUUUAGAUUUAAGUAUUGUUGAAGGUAUUUUGUAUUUAGACAUCACAUCUAAAGAUAAGACUAAGAAGAUCAAAUUACUUGAUAAUCUUAAAUAUAAUGUUUGGUUCCAUCUUUUGAUCACAUUUGAACCUAAACACAUCACAAGUUACAUCAAUUAUUCACAAAUCAAUCGAAAUGAACUUGAAGAUCGAUUCACAUUUUCAGACAACAUUGUUUACUUUUCUAUCCGUGGUCAGAAAGUUAACAUCGAAAACAUCACUCUUUUCAACUCAAGUUUACCAAACUAUUUAGUUAGUAAACUCAACGAACUUGAUGACAAGACAUUGAGUAAAUGGCUUAUUUUGUCUAAAUAUUCUGCCUCACAAUUCAAUGACAACAAGUGCAUUAACUCAGUUACCGAUGGCAUUGUUUCAGCCAGUUUCAAUGGAUUAGUUGUUCCUUUCAUGAUCUCAACCGUUGAAUCCAUUCCAACAUGUGGUGGUCCACGAAUUAUUUUACCAUUGUUUACUCUUUUAGACAAGAACAAAAACCAACAAAAGUUCUUCUUGUCAUUACUUCGUUUCACUAAAAACUUGGCAAGUAAGAAUGAAAGUCUUUUUGUCAAUCAACGUUUCUUCCGCUCAUUAGGUCAUAUUUUGUUGAAAAUGAACAAAGAAUUUGUUACCGAACAAGCCAUUGAUGAAUUAUACGAAGUUUACAAACAUUUACAUCUUUUAAUUCUCAAGAAAGAGAUGAUUCGAUACAUCUGGGGUGACUUUGCCAUCUGGCAUGACAUGAGCUAUGAAUUGAAAUUGUUCAUGUUCACAGGUGUUUUCACCGGUCUUUUACAGAUUGAUCCACAAACAUUCACCGAUGUUAUUCCAUUCCGUGAAUUUUUGACAAAAUUCAUCAUUUUGUCGGAAGACGACAAAAGCAACGACUUGAUCAAACGAUGCUGGAAUUUCCUGUUUUUACUUUCACAGUGUCGAUUUGAGAGUGAAGAUGCAUUGAGUCUUUACUCAUCAAUCAUCUCAGCAUCCAACAACUUCAUCACACUUGCAUCUAUUGAAUUAUUGCGAAACUUGUUGACCGAGAACUGCCAAUCAUUGAUCGAAUUUUUCAACGCCAACAACUUUUAUCAUGCAUUUAUCCAGUUGUUGAACAGUCAGUAUGAAUGCACACGUGUCUAUGGUAUCCAUCUUUUGUAUUACAUCCACACCAAGCGCAAGAUUUAUAAUUUGAGCAAUUAUGACUUGAGUGAUGUUUUAAUUCAUGGUGUUCGUAUGUUUAUCCACAUUGACCAAACCAAUCUUUCAUUAUAUAUCACCCUUGGUGUUAUGUAUGGUUUAUUAGACUUUGCACAAGCUCCACCUAUGAAUUAUGAAUUUGAUUUCAACAAGAAAAGCAUGAAACUUAAAUAUCCACAAUUUCUUCCUAUUUUAGAAUGUUUGUUGCAACAAAGUGACAAUUCAAUGAUUUCUAAGAUUUCUAAUUUAUUGAUCAAUACAUUUCUCAAUGAUGAUGAUAGUUGUUAUGUUACAUCAGAAAUGAACUUAUGGACAUUUUGGUUGAUUUUCUUUAGUUUCCGUGACAAGAAGUUUUCUGAAUGGACUAAAGUUCUUUCUAAAGUAUUUUCAAUCAAAUCCAUUCAUCAUAAAGAUUAUGAUCCAACACGAGAUCUUACAAACAUCGACAUCUUCUGCCAUAGUUCAAAUCUCAACUCAACUAGUAUCAUUCGUAGUAUGUUGAUGGAAUCUAUUGAGAGUAGUAAAUCACAGAAGAUUGUUGAUUAUUCACUUAAAUUUGUUUUCUUCGUUAACAUUGAUGAUGACGACAUGCUGACAUUUCGUAAAGAGAAGACAUUCAAACCACAUGAAUUUGACCUUCUUCAAACAUUUGCCCAAAAGAUCAUUCUUCUUAAUCCCGACUUUGACAAAGGAGAUUUAAUUUACACUCGACAAACUAAUUCAGAUCCAUGGCCUGACUUUUACUUAGCCAUUCGUAUUGUUCGUACUAUUUGUUCUAUGGACAACAAGAUCUUUAACUCACCAUUCAUCUCAUAUAACGAAAUCCAUAUCAGUUAUGCUACCAUGUGUUCAUUGUUGAUUGUUUACAUUUACGAACAAUCACGGACGGAUGCCGAUCCACUUAUUCCCGUUUUCUGCGAGAAAUGCAAACACAGUCAUAACAAAGAACAACUUGUUAAUAGUUUAUUCAUUCUUUUAGACAAAUACAGUUAUUCAUGUGAAGAAUCUACAAUCUUGCUUGAUACAUUACACUUUGUUGACAAAUUCUAUCAAGUUGCAACUAUCGAAACAUGCAACGACAUCACGGAAGGUGUUGUCACAAACACUAUCAACGACAUCAUGCGUACCAUUGACAUUUACAAGAAGAACAAGAGCAAUUUCUAUCAUGAUCAAUAUUCACAAGUCUGCUCUCUUAUGGACUCAUUCUUCAACGAACACCAAGGCGACCAUUUCUUCUACGACAUGAAACAAGUCUACCGUUCAUCUAUUGAAUCUAUUGCAUCCGACAAUGCACGUAUCCUUCGUGGUAAUGCCAAAUUCUGGCGUGAUGUCAUGAAGAACAUGAACGACCAAAUUGGUGGUCCAUGGGGAUCCGAUGAAGAUAAGCGAGAACACUUCAUGGCAGGUAAUUACUUAGAUCCAGUUGGUCGUCGCAUCAACAUGAAGAUCAACUAUCACUUCAAUCUUCACUCAGAUGCAUCACUUCUACGCGACAAUUCAUUGGAUGAAGCAAACAACCAAAAACAAAUCUUUGUUCCACAAUCACAAGAAAAAGACGAAACCGAUGAACCGAACAACCGCAUGAACACCGUCCAGAUCGAGUGUCGUUUCAUCACACUUGCCGUCAACUACACAGGCACACUGUUUCUUGGCAACAACUUAGUUGCAUUCGAAUCAUCAUCUGCAGUUAGUUCUAUUGGUAUGGAAUCACUUAAUAAGAUGAAAAUCAUUGAAAUCAAUUUAGAUCAAAUCUCAUUUAUUCUUAAGCGUCGAUACCAACACAUCGACAACUCAGUUGAAGUUUUCACUACAUCACAUCGUAGUUAUUUCUUCUUCUUCUAUAAUGACAGCGCCCGAACUAACUUCAUGAAACAAAUCAAACAGAUGAAACCAGUUAAUUGUCGUUUCAUCCAAUUCAAAGACUCCAUGAAGUUCUACCACGAGCUUUCACUUUUCAAGAAAUGGAGCAACGGCGACAUCAGCAACUACGAGUACCUUUACUGGCUUAACAUUCUUUCAGGUCGUUCAUUCCACGAUCUUGCACAAUACCCAGUUUUUCCAUGGGUUAUUCAAGAUUACAAGAGCGAACACAUUGACUUGAAUGAUGAACGAAUCUACCGUGAUCUUAGUUUACCAAUUGGUGCAUUGAACAAAGAGCGCUUAGAAAAUCUCGAUUUCCUUUACAAAGAGACAAAAGGCACUCCAAUGGCAGCAUUAUAUCGUUUCCACUAUUCUACCGCCGCAUAUGUCAUUGGUUACUUGAUCCGUAUUGAACCAUUCACAUCAUUGCAUAUUGACUUACAGAGUGGUAAGUUCGACUAUGCUAACCGUCUUUUCUAUUCACUUGACGAAUCAUGGAGUUCAUGUGUUUCUAAGAACGCCGACUUCCGAGAACUUAUUCCCGAGUUGUUCACAUUUCCGGAUUGUUUACUUAACAGCAACAAAUUCGACCUUGGCACUCUUCAAGAUGGUGGUCGUGUUGAUGAUGUUGUUUUGCCAGCAUGGUCUAAAUGUGCAUCAUAUUUUGUUGCCAUCAACCGCCUGGCACUUGAAUCAUCAUAUGUUUCAACUAAUCUUCACAAGUGGAUUGAUUUAGUAUUUGGUUAUGAGAGUCGCGGUUUGAAUGCAGAAAAAGCACAUAACAACUUCCAUCCAUACUCAUAUUCAUCCAGUAUCACAAGUGAAGUUCUUUCAGAUCCAUCACAGUUAUCAUUCAUCCAAUCACAUGCAGCUAACUGUGGUGUUGUUCCCGACCAGUUAUUCCAACAACCUCAUCAACAACGACGAUUCAUUCCACGAAUCUCAAAACUGUCUAUUUCACACAAAACAUUUUUGUUUGAAAGUAAGAAACUAUGCACGACAGAACCAUCUAUUUUACGAUUCUCUCCACUUAAAGAUACUAUCUGGGUUCUUACCAAGUUCGGUGACAUCACACAAUACAUGGUUCCCGAAAUGACUGUUUUACAAUCUAUGAAAGUUUCACUCACCGUUCCAUCGGAUAUUGCUCGUUUGAGUUUCUUCGAGAAACACUUAGUUUUCCGCUCUAACUGCAUGUUCUUCUCCACUCCAUUCUCAACAACAUGCCGAUACAUCGACAUCAUUGAUAAGCGUUGCAAAGAAGUCAACACAUUCACUGCACACUCAGUUGCAGUUACAUCUGUUUCUAUGGACAACUACAACGGUGAUAUUCUUGCUGCCACAUCUGCAGGUGAUUCAUCACUUAUUGUUUGGAACUUGAACAAGUUUGUUGAGAAGUGUCGUAUUGUUGCCCACACAUCACCCAUUGUCGGUGUUGACAUCAACAUCUGCAGUGACAUUGUUUGCAGCAUUGAUUAUAAUGGCACUAUUGUUUUGAGUUCAGUUACUAAUGGUUCAUUCUUACACAGUUAUCAUUUGAGUGAAACACCAUCAUUUGUCAAGAUCUCACCAUUAGGUUUUGUUGUUAUUGUUUUCCAUCUUCACAACGAGAGUGGUGAUUCCACUAAACUUAUGGUUUUUGACUUUGGUCUUCGUAAAGUCUCCGAAAAAAUCUUUGAAGGUAAAUCAACAUCAUUUUGCAUGAUUGAGUUGAAAGACUGCAGUUCAUAUUUUGCUAUUUCAUUUGACACGAAAUAUCUUUACAUCUUGAACAUCUUCGACUUAGAUGUUCGAUGCAAAGGUCCUGUUAUUGACAAUGUCACUGAACUUGAAUACUCUAAAGACGACGAACGCUUAUUUGUUUUACUUCGUAAUGGUGACAUUUACAAAUUCGAAUUAUUUGAAUAA
Molecule: messenger RNA, 7872 nt
Organism: Trichomonas vaginalis G3
Lineage: Eukaryota; Parabasalia; Trichomonadida; Trichomonadidae
Product: beige/BEACH-related family
Exons: 1
Coding region: 1-7872 (2623 amino acids)
Molecular function (GO): protein binding
Source: RefSeq, a predicted model, not a curated record